CUCGCCUUCCCCCCCCUUGAGGGGGAGGGGAGAAGAGCCGUCUCCGCGCUUUUCCCUCCAGUUUGCGCCUAUGGCUCUUUUUCCCCCGAGCCAUCCCUGAAAAAUACAACCCGCCUCGGACCAGGUGACAUCCCCCCGCCUCCACACGCGCGCGCACACACACGGGAGCGAGGCAGGGCGAGCGCUCGCCUGCGAGAAAAUGGAGGGACCCUCCGGCUCCGCGGAGGAAGCGGAGCUGCCGCUCCUCACCGUCAAGCACGAGCUGAAGAACGCAAAUUUGACAGGCCAUGCAGAGAAAGUUGGCAUUGAAAACUUUGAACUCUUGAAAGUUCUUGGAACAGGGGCCUAUGGAAAAGUGUUCCUAGUAAGGAAAGUAAGUGGCCAUGAUGCUGGAAAACUGUAUGCCAUGAAAGUACUGAAGAAAGCGACAAUAGUUCAAAAAGCCAAAACAACUGAGCACACAAGGACAGAACGACAAGUAUUGGAGCAUAUUAGGCAAUCACCAUUUUUAGUCACAUUGCAUUAUGCCUUUCAGACGGAUACAAAGCUUCAUCUCAUUUUAGACUAUAUAAAUGGAGGAGAAUUGUUUACUCACCUUUCACAAAGAGAGAGAUUCUCAGAAAAUGAAGUACAGAUUUACAUUGGAGAAAUUGUUUUGGCACUUGAACAUCUGCACAAGUUGGGAAUUAUAUAUCGGGAUAUAAAACUUGAGAAUAUUCUCCUUGAUUCUGAUGGCCAUGUGGUGCUGACAGACUUUGGUCUGAGCAAGGAGUUUCUUAAUGAUGAGAAUGAGAGAGCAUAUUCCUUCUGUGGAACAAUAGAAUACAUGGCUCCAGAUAUUGUAAAAGGAGGAGAUACAGGGCAUGAUAAGGCUGUUGAUUGGUGGAGUGUUGGUGUUCUCAUGUAUGAAUUAUUAACUGGAGCAUCACCAUUUACAGUUGAUGGAGAGAAAAAUUCCCAAGCAGAGAUUUCUAGGAGAAUAUUAAAAAGCGAGCCACCUUAUCCACAAGAAAUGAGUGCAUUAUCUAAAGAUAUAAUUCAGCGUCUUUUGAUGAAAGAUCCCAAGAAGAGACUAGGUUGUGGUCCAACUGAUGCUGAUGAAAUCAAACAACACCCCUUUUUCCAGAAUUUAAAUUGGGAUGAUUUAGCUGCCAAAAAGGUAUCAGCUCCAUUUAAACCAGUAAUCAGAGAUGAAUUGGAUGUCAGUAACUUUGCAGAAGAGUUUACAGAAAUGGAUCCAACAUAUUCUCCUGCAGCCACCCCACAGACUUCAGAAAAAAUAUUUCAGGGAUAUUCUUUCGUUGCACCUUCUAUUUUGUUUAAACGCAAUGCAGCUACAGUAGAUCCUGUUCAGUUUCAUAUGGGGGAUGAACGACCUGGAAUUGCAACUAUUGCCAGAAGUGCUAUGAUGAAGGACUCUCCAUUUUAUCAUCAUUAUGAACUGGAUCUGAAAGAGAAACCAUUGGGAGAAGGAAGUUUUUCCAUUUGUCGAAAGUGCUUACACAAGAAAACUAGCCAAGAGUAUGCAGUAAAAAUAAUUAGCAAAAGAAUGGAAGCCAACACCCAGAGAGAGAUAACAGCUCUGAAGCUCUGCGAAGGACACCCCAAUGUAGUGAAGUUGCAUGAAGUUUAUCAUGAUCAGCUUCACACAUUUCUAGUGAUGGAGUUGCUGAAGGGAGGAGAAUUGCUUGAACGUAUUCAGAAGAAACAACACUUCAGUGAGACAGAAGCCAGUCAUAUUAUGCGCAGACUUGUUUCAGCUGUGAGCCAUAUGCAUGAUGUAGGAGUAGUCCAUAGAGAUCUGAAACCUGAGAAUUUAUUGUUUACAGAUGAAACCGAUAAUUCAGAAAUAAAAAUAAUUGAUUUUGGGUUUGCUCGUUUAAAACCACCUGAUAAUCAGCCCCUUAAGACUCCAUGUUUUACUCUUCAUUAUGCUGCCCCAGAACUCUUGAAUCACAACGGUUAUGAUGAAUCCUGUGACCUCUGGAGUUUGGGGGUCAUUUUGUAUACAAUGCUGUCAGGACAGGUACCAUUUCAGUCUCAAGACAAAAGUUUAACGUGCACCAGUGCAUUGGAAAUUAUGAAGAAAAUAAAAAAGGGAGAAUUUUCCUUUGAAGGAGAAGCUUGGAAAAAUGUUUCUGAAGAGGCCAAAGAGUUAAUUCAAGGACUUCUGACAGUGGAUCCAAACAAAAGAAUCAAAAUGUCCAGCUUGAGAUACAAUGAAUGGCUCCAGGAUGGCAGCCAGCUGUCCUCCAACCCUUUAAUGACUCCUGAUAACUUAGGUUCUUCAGGAGGUGCAGUGCAUACAUAUGUCAAAGCCACUUUUCAUGCCUUUAACAAGUACAAAAGGGAAGGAUUUUGUCUCCAGAAUGUUGACAAGGCACCUCUUGCAAAAAGAAGGAAAAUGAAAAAGACAAGUACGAGCACAGAGACACGUAGCAGCUCCAGUGAAAGUUCACAUUCUUCUUCUUCUCAUUCUCAUGGUAAAACUACUCCUACAAAGACGCUGCAGUCAACAAACCCUACAGACAGCAAUAACCCAGAAACCAUCUUCCAGUUCUCUGACUGAAAAGCAGAGAAUAUCCUGUCUAGAAGACUUAAGUGUUUAUAAACUUGGUAGUAGCUAUAUUGUCCUCUCCCAUCCUUCCUCCCUGUGGCUUACAAGCUACAGGAAUAUGUCUGUUGCUUUAAAAAUGUAUUUCAGUCAUACUUUUUAGCUUUGUACUUCAAUACAUUGUUUUUAGCAUUAGGUUUGGUAUCACUGGAUAUAGUAUAAUACUAUUAUACAACCAGCAUUGUACUCUCUUAGGGCUAAAAUACUAGUGUGCAGUCAAGCUCAAAUUAAGGAGCUUUGCUGCUCAUGGUACAGCUUAGUGGAAGAUUGUUUCUUGGUGUCAAAAUCUUCCUCCCAGUUUCUUUCCCACGGUUCAAAGAAAGGAAUGUUCUGUAAAAGGUAUAAAUUUACUGAAUCUUGUGCUUUUGCCCAGCUGUCAAAAGAACGUCAUAGAAUUUGAUUCUUCCUUCAUGUAAGGAAACAUUGGUACAGUACACCAAACCAAUAUAAUUCUUGAAGACCUUUUAAAUUGAUAAUUACGUUCUGUCUCAUUUAUUUGAAAUCUAAGAAGAAAAGGAGGCAUUAUGGGAAUCCUCUCUUGUAUUGUUAUUUUUAAAAGUUACUCCAUAUAUCUUGUUUUAAACAACUGGGAAUAUGUCUUAGAUAUUUCUUUUUAUUUAUUUUUUUAAACCUCUAAAGUAAUGGAUGUCUAAUAAGAUGAAGCGACUAGUACUGUGAUGCAAUAUUGUUAUUUUUACUUUCUGUAGUUAUUGACUUUUAAAAUGUUUUACAGAUUCUAAAAUGUAAUGAUAAUAAUGGAGAAAGUGAAAUUUCAUAUUGAGUGCUUUGGAAAAUGGUCACAUGU
Messenger RNA from Rhea pennata, 3419 nucleotides. RefSeq names its product ribosomal protein S6 kinase A5 (gene RPS6KA5). Gene Ontology annotation, biological process: regulation of DNA-templated transcription; peptidyl-serine phosphorylation; intracellular signal transduction. The transcript is spliced from 17 exons. Bases 200 to 2569 code for a protein of 789 amino acids. The record is from RefSeq and is a predicted model, not a curated record. NCBI's taxonomy places the organism in Eukaryota, Metazoa, Chordata, Aves, Rheiformes, Rheidae. Gene Ontology annotation, molecular function: ATP binding; protein serine/threonine kinase activity; magnesium ion binding.